UGAACCCCAGACCAAGUCAUUGAGCGGCGGCCAUCGUCCGAGUCGUCAGACACGUUAUUCACAUGCUUGCGCCUUAUGUAAGCCAUUCGGGGAAGCGGCUACGUCCUACUGCACACCACCAUCCGAGCUGCCGGCAAGCCAAACUAGACACACACCGGCGAAAACUCCUCAGCUGUCCGUCCGCAGCCUUCAUUUCCGUUCAUACAAGACGGCUUUCUGCACCGGAAAGUAUGAUUUGCGUUCAUCCACGCUUUCGGCCGUCGCGCUUCUCCGAAGAUUCGAAACGUCACCCCCGUGGCUCCGGGAUCGUCUGUCCGAUUCCGCAUUGUCCAUUCCAUGGCUGAUUAGAUGCGCCACGAAUCGGGUCCGCUGUUGCCUUCCCAAUUCUUGCUCAGGUCUUCCUCGUACCUCUCGCAGUAAGCACUUUUACGUGAGCCCACAUUAGCUCUCCAACUUCGCCUCCGGCCGCAAAACAGUCGAUGUGGUCGGAUACGAUUAGGAUUACUUACAGUACACAGUACAUCUUUGUUCAGGAACAGCGUACUUAGUCCUCAAAGGAGCUAGCGGCACCGAAGUGGGACAUAAGCCACGGCGAAUCACAGCAGAUUCGUGCAUGAGCAGUGCCCGCCGCGGUCCUGGAAAUUCCAAUCAGCUUAAUUGGUCUGUUCGUUGUUGGAAGCACUCACUGCAUCGUGUAAAAUUCUACCAUGCUGAACUGGCCUGGGGGCUACCCAGCGUAGGGCUCGAGAUCGGUUGUGGUGCUGAUCUCGAGGAAGGCAGAGAGUCGUCUUCUUUUCUCCACUCGAUCUUCUCUACUCGAACUUCACCCUCUAUCAGCUGAUACACGUAUGUCACCAGGACAGGGCCUUGGAUAUCCAUCAACGCGAAGGAAGGAGUCGGGUCCCUACUCCUCGUCAACACUAUAACAUCAAGCAAAGAACAUGACCCCACCCAUUGAAAGAACCCGUCCAAGCACCCGUCGCGGAACCCGGAUUGACGAAGAACUUGUUAUCGUGCUCACGGGCUUGGAAUCUGGAAGGAAUCAACGCGUCAGGUGGACAGCACAGUUGACGCGUCGGGGCCACCUACGUGUGGCGGAAAGGGAGUCCAAGUCGCCCACGGGGACGCUCUGGUGACCGUGGAUGAGACCAAUUUUGAUCGGAGCGUGCACAACCGUAAUUGACGAUGGAAAGGCGGAACUCUGCCAAGAUCACAGUGUUAGAAUUUGGGACUGGAAUGAGCACCAAGAGCUCUCGCCUCGUCGUAAUCGCCCUUCACGACAUUCACAUCUGGCGCUAUAGUGCGCAGAUACUCGUAUGUCUCCUUGUCACAGACAUUUCCGGUGCACAGAAUCUGCUGUAUUUUGCCGGGAACAAGCAGCUUCUUGAAUUUCGCAGGAAGGUCGUGUAUGCGGUGAGGGAUGUGAAGGUCGCCAAUAAUGAGAACGAGGACCAUGGUCGCAGCACUGUGUAGUGACGAGCCGCAGCGCAGCCACAUCAAAUCAUUCUCAGUUUAUACCCAUCAUGAGCGCCGCGAAAUACUCCAAUCUUCCAGACAUCGAUACUGCUCAGGAUGUCUAUGAAACCGAAGACACGGUACCCUCUGCGACAAAUAAAGCCGAUGCUGGCAGUGACGAUGAAGCGGGGAACACGCGCUCGACAAUAAGAGGGACCCGCAGUGCCGAAGCCGCUGCGUCCAAAGACGAACUCGACAUGUCCAAUCUCAUGCAACACGAUGAAGCGAGCAAAAAGUUUAGAAAGGCCGAGCGACGACGAGAGCCUCGGACUUACUACGCAUAUCCUCCAUCACCAACGGAGUCUACAGGACCCUCUGAUACCACCAAGCCGCGAUCCGUUCCUUUGCCUGAACGACUACGCGCGUUGCAAGCCGAGUUGUCUGCACUGGAGACGGAGCUCGCUGACCCUACCAAUCCCCUACUUACAAAGGAUCAAGAAGCCGAAACUGUUGACGCGGGCGAACUGAUUCGUGGUCUGGUCGACGUGCGCGGUCGAUUAGACAAGAUACGGAAGAACAAGGAGGGUCGGGGUAAACUUGUUGGUGUCAUUCUGAAUGGGGAAGAAGAAACUAAAGGCGACUCUGGUGGUGACAAGAACACCUCUGCAGUCACCGUUGCCAACGAGGAGCCAGGCAAGCCCAACGUCCGUAGUAUCGUCGAAAUGGAUCGGCGAGUAGGAGACCUAGAGAAACUGAUUGGGACGUCAACUGCCGCACUGGAUGAGACCACGCCUCUUCCGCCACCUUUGUUGCCCCUCAUCACGCGUAUAAAUUCUCAGCUCACUCUCUUGACGCAACCACGACAUAUCGAUGCGAUAUCUCGGCGACUGAAGCUCCUACUCUCAGACCUGGAUCGCGCGUCUGCCUCUCAACACGCGCACCGUCGUCACCCUUCACAAUCGAACGGUGCACCUCCAGCUCCCCAGAUUCAGGAACAGAUCCUGCCGCUGCUUGCUCGUCUUGGGCCGUCGCUUCCCCAUAUCCCGCAUAUAUUGACGAGGCUACGGACUUUGUCUGCACUGCACACUUCGGCAAGUCAAUUUCAGAGCACCUUAGAUGGUUUGGAAGAGGAUCAACGGAAGAUGCGAGAAACUUUGGGUGAACUGGACAACGCUUUGAAAACUAUCGAGAAGAGUCUGGAAGAUAAUCGAGGCGUUGUUCAAGGUAAUGUGACUGGUCUGGAAGGGAGGGUCGACAAGCUGUUGCAGAGAGUGGACGAGUUAUCUCAUCCUUCAUCUUAGUGACGACCAGUGUCUUAUUUUUCCGCCUAAUACUUAUUGUCGGAAAGGACAUUCACUCCAGUACAUCGUCGUCGAAGAUGGCUGUGAGAGGCACUCCGUCUUCUCGGAUGACCCCGCGAUACAUCCCGGGACAGUUCAGUGGCAUAGCCACGUUCCCGAGACUGUCUAGAGCAAUCACCCCUCCAAUUCCGCCAUGGUGCCGCAGUUCUUCGACUGCAUGAGUCGCUGCUUUCUCCAACGGCUCGCCGAGGAAUUUGAUGCGGUGUGCGAUGGUAGCAGCCGUGGCACAGCGGAUGAAGUA
Messenger RNA from Mycena citricolor, 3057 nucleotides. NCBI's taxonomy places the organism in Eukaryota, Fungi, Basidiomycota, Agaricomycetes, Agaricales, Mycenaceae. The record is from the annotation of a GenBank genome assembly.